Molecule: messenger RNA, 1663 nt
Organism: Cheilinus undulatus (humphead wrasse)
Lineage: Eukaryota; Metazoa; Chordata; Actinopteri; Labriformes; Labridae
Gene: tnfsf13b
Product: TNF superfamily member 13b
Exons: 6
Coding region: 295-1077 (260 amino acids)
Biological process (GO): immune response
Cellular component (GO): membrane
Molecular function (GO): tumor necrosis factor receptor binding; receptor ligand activity
Source: RefSeq, a predicted model, not a curated record
GGAACUUUGUGCAGUUAGCUGAAGAGGAACAAGAAGGGGGAAGCUGUUGCCCUUUUUUUUUUGUACAGUAUUUGUUCUGCGUAGUCCUUCAGACAAGUGGAGCCGGCCUCUGAGAAGUAAAAACGAAAGUUUAGAAUAUCAGCGGUGCUGUUAGGAAUUAAGUUAAAGCCCAAGGCUCCAAAAGACAACGCUGUAGGUAGUGGCAAACACUCCUCAUCUAAAGUUGCCCAAGGAAAGGAGGAAAAGUUUCAUCAAGGGAGCAGUCAUGCUUCCAGUGUGAGCUUACACACUGAAAUGGCAGUUUUGGCAGAUGGAGAGCCCAAGACCGGAGAAAAGGCAGGUGAAAGGAGGCUGUCCUGGCCUAUUUUACUGCUGACCAUCGCUGCUGUUACCUCCUCUUCUUUGUCAGCUUUGUCCCUGUACCAACUGGUGGCUCUAAGAGCAGAGGUGGAGGGACUCAGAGCAGAGGUCUGUCGCAGGAGAGAGGAGGGACGGGAGUCUAAACAUGGAUGUCAGACUGAGAAAUUCAGCAGCAAGAGAAGCAGCCAGGAGCCUCCUCAACAACCACAGUCUCAACAUGCUUCCACCAUGAUAAGGAGGAGAAGACUGGUUGUUGGAGGGGAGCCACAUGUUCUUCAACCUUGCUUGCAGUUGUUGGCAAACCAUGACAGGAAAACCUUCAGCAAAGAGUUUACCUCAGAGCUGCACACAGGCAUCCCCUGGCAGACUGGGCUGAGGAGAGGAACAGCGCUGGAGGCAGACGGUGACAGCCUGUUAGUCAGAGAGGAGGGCUUCUACUUUGUCUACAGUCAGGUCUUUUACACAGAUGACUACUUUGCAAUGGGUCAUGUGUUGAUCAGAAGGAAGAGGAAUGUGGUGGGAAAUGAGCCUCAGUAUGUGGUCUUGUUCCGCUGUAUCCAGAACAUGAACCCAGACUACCCUUUUAACACCUGCUACACAGGAGGUAUCGUGAAGCUGGAUGUUGGGGACCACUUGGAGCUGCUGAUCCCUCGUUCUACAGCUAAUGUGUCCCUAGGGGGGGACGACACCUUCAUGGGGGCCAUCAAACUGGUGUAAUGUUUGUCACCUCAUUUUUCGCCACAAAGAAGCUGUUACAGUUGAAGUAAAUGGAGAAGACGAACAUUUAUUGCAUUGGUUUAAGUACCUUAAGCUACAGUUAUAUGAUCUCAGUAUGUACCCUGUUUCAAAACAGUGUGUUGUAAAUAAACGUAUUAACUACUUUGCUUCAAAUAAGAACAGUAAAGAGAUGAGGUCUGCCUUAUAGAGUAAAAGUUAACCAUGUAUUGGUUUUAAAGCUUGUAUAAACAUUGUUUUGUGCAAAAAAAGAGGAAACCAGGCACUCCAAACAUGAAAUAUGUAAAAAUGAGGAGGGAAAUACUUAAAAUCCUUAUCAUAAUGGCCAAAUCAUUUAAAAAGCUAGUAUCUUAGCUAAAGUAAUCAUAACAAAGGUGUAAGUAAUUUCUAUCCUCAUUUUUAUUUUAAAUUUUCAUGUUUGGAGUGCCUGGCUUCCUCUUUUUAUAAAGGGCAUUAUUCCCCCAUUCUCCAAAAGCACCAACCUUUGUUUUACAGUUCUUAGCUUAAGUCACAUAGAGCAGUCAGUCACACCCCUUUUAUUUCUAAAGAUUGUUUACUGUUGUAUUUU